Messenger RNA from Trichomycterus rosablanca, 938 nucleotides. RefSeq names its product lnc RNA pou2af1 (gene pou2af3). Bases 1 to 717 code for a protein of 238 amino acids. Gene Ontology annotation, molecular function: DNA binding; POU domain binding. The record is from RefSeq and is a predicted model, not a curated record. The transcript is spliced from 5 exons. Lineage: Eukaryota; Metazoa; Chordata; Actinopteri; Siluriformes; Trichomycteridae.
AUGUCUGACAAACCUAAGGUGUACCAGGGUGUGCGGGUGAAGACCACCGUCAAAGAGUUACUUCAGAAGCGCAGGGCACUUCAGGCUGCAGAAUCCAGGAAAACACAAGCUGCCUCGACCCACGACGUCUGUCCCACACCACUGGCUGCGACCCAUCUCGAUAUUUUCUGCGAGAGUUCGACACAGGAUGCUUAUUUCCAGCUACGGCAGUUUGCAGACAGUGGGCACAUCGCCAUGGAGGACACGUUUGAUGACCAGCUCCUGAUGAACAUGAUGCCCGCUGAGAACUUCAGCUCCAGCCCUGCUGUGUGUGCGCCUGCCUCUGCCCAGUGUUACCACGGAUACUCACCUUCAUGCACGGACUAUUACACUAACAGCUUAGCUUCCAGUUCACCGACACAUUCGUUCAGCCUUCCCAGCCCAGUAGAGUACAAUAGCUACACUCCUCCAGAGUCAAACUCCUCAUCCUCAUCAUGCUACAAUUCUCCUACACGCGUGGACAUGAGCUCCAGCUUCACUCCAGAGAAUUAUCACUACCAACACUGCACCUUGCAGCACUGCUUUUGCUUGUCUCACUGGCCCAGUCUGCAGGAUGGUACCAUGGCGUCAGACUACACGCCUCCUCACUACAGCGCCUCAGACUGUUUUUACCCCUCUCUGACAGAUGAAGUUUACUGUAGACGGGAUUCCUCAGGCUUAGAGCUGUGUUACUUAUAAGAGCAUUUUGUCUAAUCAUUGUCUGUACAGCGUCAUCAAACAUUUCAAUAUUUUUGUGUUGUGUUGAUCUGUGUUCACCUCAUAACCAUACACUGCAAAUCUGUAUACAUUUCAUCAUUUAUACAUAAGAAAGUUUCACGUAAACUUUGUUGAAACGUUUGUUAAUAUCAACGUCGAACAAAUUGUUCUGUUUUUCUACAAUAAAAUGAUAUUUUUCGUAA